Molecule: messenger RNA, 3423 nt
Organism: Pocillopora meandrina
Lineage: Eukaryota; Metazoa; Cnidaria; Anthozoa; Scleractinia; Pocilloporidae
Source: the annotation of a GenBank genome assembly
AGACGCCUCAGAAGUGGUAUUUAUAGACCUCAACUGAAGGUUUGAAACCAUUAUCGACAGUAUUAAGCAAGGGAACAUUAAACUCAAAAGAAGACCAUACAAGACGAUCGGUUUUGAUUGUUUCACGAGGUGAGUAAACAUCGUAUGUUGCAGUUGCGUUUUGUAUGCGUGUGAUGUAUAGAUUAUAUAGAUUUAAAUGCAUACUGGCACCCAGUUUCAUGGUUAUUGUGGGUGCAAGUGCCCCUUGCACAUUUAUUAUAGAAUGGAAUUAAUAUAUAUAGUUGAAUUUAUUAUGUGUUAUGGGGAAAAGAAAGUUCCUCGUCGCUGUUUUUCUCUCUCGUUUGUGCUUUAUUUAGAUCCAUAGCACUGAAUCAGCAAUCUCGAAUGUUGAAUACCUUGGCAUUUAUCUAGUUAAUUUAUCUAGGUCCCUUUCGUGUCUUUGUCACUGAACGUAGUAUGCUGUGUUCUUUUCGCAGUUUUUCUUGUCUUUUUGUACAACAAUUCAAAUGUUAUAAUUUUGCUAAAUAUGUUUAUACAUCUCACCCCUAUUAGCUCCAGCCAUUUUCGGGUUAUGUGUGUGUAUUCAUUUUGUUUAAUCUGUAAACUACAUCAAGAAAGCAGUGAAAGGUUUAAAACAUUCACGAAAGUAAUUAUGAUUGUAGUAAUGACACCUUUUUACAUAGAUGUCCUGUAGGAAGAAAGGUUAAAAUGAACGACUUCCUGGUUUCAUUUCAACUAAACCGCCUAAAAAUCACAAAUGGAGAUCAUCUUCAAGAACGUUUGUUUAACCUAUCGUCAUCAUUGAAGCCUCUUGGCACAUAAGGGCCUAUUCUUAGCAUAGUUCUCUUUUGAAAAAAAAAUUAUAACCUAGUUUGUACAACAUCCUCGCCAAUCUUUGUUCAGAGUGAGGUUUGAGUGACAUCCUGACGAACAGCUUCGAAGAUACUAACUCAGUUUCCUUAUCACAGUAACAGACUGAACAAUCACCAUCCACUCGGUAUCCUUCGAAGAACAGAACGAUCCACAUUCAGUUACAGAGAUAUUACCAGACAAAAUGAAGGUAAUGCAUUGUAUGAGAUGAUGUGAUGUGUUGUGAAUGGUAAUAAAUCUGGAUGGUUCUACCGGCUUUCUAGACUCCAUACACCCAUCUAUAUUUGUUCCCACUUCAUCUUAUCGCCAUCUUUCGGUCAAGAGGCGCAGCAAAAUCGAUUCUAUUUUACCCUUUCGUUCAUUUAUUCGUGAAUUCUUAUCAGUUUCAAGUUUGUGGAGGACACAGAACAUUUUUUCCUUCUGCUGGAAUUCUGAGCGUGCCGUGUCUCGGCGCUUGAGCAUAUGCAAGCUAAGUUCACGGAUGCGGGUGAAAGCAAACAUGAAGUCUUUGCACUGACUUAUUAUGUCAGUGAUUCUGAUGAUAAUGAGAAAGAAAGGUUUUUUUCCUGUAAAGCGAUUACAAAUAUAUCUGGCUAAUCAUGGACAUUUAUUUGGGUUGAGGUUCAAUCGAGGGAAGUUUAUCUUUCUAAUUAGCCAGUUUAUUGUUUCAAACUGGGCAGUCGAUCAAAACAAGAUGGCAAGAAUUCAACAAGGUUAACGGCAGUGCGACCUCUUAUUUUCCAUGUCAACAAUAAAAGCAGUUGGGCGGUUUUUAUCACAGUUGGCUUGAAAUUUGUGCCAAUUAGAUGGUAAUACUGAAGGAUUUUUGCAGCUUGAAUUUAUAUUAUAAAGAACUAUGAAAAGAGCGAAAGAGGUAAUUGAAGAAAGAAGUGGAAAAUCGCUCAUGUAACUUUUUGAAAGGUGGCUAUCCUUUUUAGUAAAGAGAGAAUGUAAGUGUUUGAGUUCCUUCCCCCCUCCCCCUCCCCCCUUCUUCAUUCCGCAGUUGAGCGUCGUGGACAUGCUUUACUUCCGGCACUCUGUGAUUGGUCUUGAAAACUCGUGCCACCCUUGUAACCAAUCAAAACUUGGGCACUGGUUUUUCCCCGCGCUCGAAGCCGUUAAUAAUGGCAUGUGACAUUUUUCUUUGUUCAGAGUGGCCGUUGUGUUCACUUAAGUUUUGGUUAAGCGAAAAGAUUUCACGCGGAUGAUUACAUGCUUCUUAAGAAUUAUUAUUCUUUUUCCCCUGCUUUGUCAAUUUAGAGUUUAUCAGCUCUGGUUGUUCCACUUCUUGUUUUUACACUUGUCACCAUUCCACCGCCGUCUCUCCAAAGUCCACUUCCUCGAAAAUCAGUGGGCAAACCAUGUGUGCUCCAAAUAAAUGUGCGUAAUGGCGUCCUCGUGACAGAAUGUGAGUCGGCAUCUUUUGGCUGUUUGAGCAGUAUUCCUACCUACGGUUACCCGAAAUGUCAACCAGUUUAUAGAAUGAUGGAAAUUCCACAAUCUGGAGAGAAAAACAACAUGACUUCCUAUCUGCGAGGAAAGCAAGCCACCAUAGUCGAUUGUAAAUGUGCUUCAUAAGGAAUAAUGACUGGUCAAAACACUGUUAGUAUUAGUCUUGUGCCCAGACUUUCCACAUUUCAGUAACAAUUAAACAGUAGGAUCUGGAUACAACAUUAUGUUAUUAUGUACCACUCAGGCGAAUUAGCUCUCGCGGACGUUGAUUGGUUAGGAAGUGAUUAGCAAGUUAUUUUCCCCACAGAGUAGCCGAAGGGACAAAAUUGCAUGUCAAAAGUUGAUUUCUGACAAUUCUACGGUAUAGGGAAAGAGAUAAACUAUAUUUUUUGGUUUCUGUGUGAUUAUCACUGAAACAAUGGUUCACUUCGGUGACAUUGAAGGUGGUGGAUAUUUUCCUCCAUGAAUGAAUAAUCGUUAGAUGUUAAUUUUUUUUAAAAAAAAAACUUUACAUUUUUUUCUCCCUAUUCCAAAGUUAGAACAUCUAGUAGAAGGAAGGAAGACUUAAAGCUUGUUUUUUUUGAAGCUGUUUAAAUGUACAGUAUUUCUACUAAAAAAUUGCUAAAGAAGUCGUAUCCAAUUGAUCGACUGAAACGAGCUAAGAUAUUUCUUUAAACGACCUCAUCGUUCCUCAUUUAACCUCGUCAUUUCCAAGGGUGACCAAUUAGUAAUUUCUCCUUAAAGCAUUAACCAUUAACUGCCAAGAUCUCAUUAGUAAUUCUCCUUACUGUCUGUUAUGUAGUUCUCGUGAUGUUAGUUUGGAGAAUUUGGUAUCUGAUCAACUAAUGAUCCCCUACUUGAUAUUUUUCUCUAUUCUCGUCACUUGUCUACCUGAUAUUGUACUGAUAUUGUAAGGAGAAAUUCUUUCUUGGUCACUCAUGGGAGUUAAAGGUUUAACACCGAGGCAGAAAGGUAAUAUCGAUAAGUUGUUUCUUGAUUUUACAAGAAAUUCUCUGUAGAUUGACUGAAGAGAAUGCGCUCUCUCAGUUUAGCUGCCCAAAUAAACGGUAUUCUGUUAUUAGCAUUUCAGUCGUUUUAUUG